This is a messenger RNA of Cherax quadricarinatus, 4630 nucleotides long. NCBI's taxonomy places the organism in Eukaryota, Metazoa, Arthropoda, Malacostraca, Decapoda, Parastacidae. The record is from RefSeq and is a predicted model, not a curated record.
GGACUACACCUUAAGAUUCUUACGACCCUCCGCCAGAUACCCUGGAGCAGUUGUUGGGUCUGCGGAGAGAUAGGGACCUCCGCAUGACUAUUGAUUUGGCUAUUGACUAGGAGUGUUGGGGUGGCCUCACGCAGCGUGCUCGAGUCCGCUCGUGGCUGCCUAUGGGCUAACACCGCCUUGUUUCCUCGCUCUCUUGCACUCAUAUACAUGCGGUUUCCUAGAGUUGUCACGCAUCUCUUGUACUGUGGUAGUUGAUUAUUACUUCACUGUUGUGGGUCGCAAUGUUAAAAGUAUCAUAAAGAAAAGAGAAAGCGAACAAAGAUUCGUACAAAAGCAGCAAUUGAUCACGUUUCGUUUAGAAACUUGGGAAGUGGCCAGACUAUGGGCGAACUGCUUAUGAACGACCAUGUGAUGUCGAGCGUUCGGUGGACAGGCAUGGUGGCGCUGUUUCGGACGGUGGUGGGUGUGAGUGUGGUGAGUGGUCUGCUGGUGGUGCUGCUGUGGUCUGAGACUCAGGUGGGGGUCAAGACACCCGCCCACAUCCACUUCCAAGCCCACGCCCGGGGCAUCCCUGAGAGCGGCUCCAGUCUCUCUCAAGCACGACACUCUCACCACCGCCUCCGUGCGAGGCCCGAGAAGUUGAAUGUUCCUGGAGCUGCCCCAUAUAAUGUCACUUUCCUGGAAGACAAGAAAGUUAAGGUAGCAGCUGCAGCAGCGGAGGAUGCAACCUCUGUGGCUGUAGCGGCGGCUGCGGCAGCUGCGGCAGUGACUCCAACACAGCACCAGGCUGCUGCUGCCGCGGCCAGCCACGCCCCCUCUCCUGCCUCCGUCAACGGCAGCCGCAAGUUAGUUUUUACCAUCGACCAGGACGACCCGGGCCCUGCCACGCCCAAGAUCUACGUCAUCACGCCCACAUAUCGACGACCUGAGCAGGUGGCGGAGCUGACGAGACUAGCACAGACGCUGAUGUUGGUGAGUAACUUGCACUGGCUGGUGGUAGAGGACGCGGUCGCCCCCACCAGGAGGGUGCUGGCCUUCCUCGACUCCUGCAGCGUCCCUCACACCUACCUCCUAGGCACGGCCUCGCGGCGCUACAAGGGUGCCAACAAGCCUCGCGGCGUCAGUAACCGCAAUGCUGGCCUCAAGUGGCUUAAGGGACACGUCAAGGAAGGCAUCAUAUAUUUCGCCGAUGACGACAACACCUACGACUACCGCAUCUUCCAAGAGAAUGUUCAAUUUUAUCUGAAGAGAAACGCUCCCAUGAUGCCUUACAACGUUGGUUUUGAAGAGGACGGCUUCCUCAAGGCCCUGAAGAUCAAGCCAGAAGACAUUGAACCACUCGCUGACAACUGCACCAAGAUUUUAGUGUGGCACACAAGGACAGUGAAGAGCCUGCCGGCCCUUAAGAUGCCUGACUCGGACAAGGUCACCAAAACAAACCUUAACCAUCUCAAAUCACAAAUGGUCUUUCAACUGCCUUAUGGACUCUCCUAGUUACUACAUCACCCAGCAACCAUUAUUACAUAGACUGUAUCAUUUACAUUAUUUGCACCCCAUAAGUAUUACAGGGAACAAAUGAAGCAUUUGUAGGUUAAUAGUUUCUAGCACUGGUCAUCCUCAUCUUAAAUUUUGUAGUUAGGCUUUUUUUAGAUCGACGAAGACGGGAUGUUUAUUAUGAUGACUGAUACUGUAUUGUGUGAUGACUGAUACUGUAUGUGUGGUGAUGACUGAUACUGUAUUGUGUGAUGACUGAUACUGUAUUGUGUGAUGACUGAUACUGUAUUGUGUGUGAUGACUGAUACUGUAUUGUGUGAUGACUGAUACUGUAUUGUGUGUGAUGACUGAUACUAUAUGUGUGAUGACUGAUACUAUAUGUGUGAUGACACUAUGUGUGUGUUGAAACAUACAUACGAAUGACAGGAGUUAUGAAAGACAAUAGCAAGCAGUAUGAAUUUUCAAAAGGCAACUUACCUUACUGUAAGACACUUGACAGACCCAAGUAUAGUACUAUAUUAUGAUAUUCUAGCAAUCUGUUCAUCCAUAUUUUCCUGUAUCGUCACUUCGAGUCACUCAACGUUGCUUCCUAACACGUCUUCAGCCUCGUGUACAGCCAAGCACCUACACACAUACAUUUUUAAUAUUCAUUUAAUCAUUCAAGUCCAGACUACACACUCCUUUCGAAUGUUAAUGUGAGAAAAAAAAAUGAAAUGCCACGUAAUGCGAGAUGUUAAAAAUUAUGUAAUCAUCUAAUACGAUUAUAUUAUAAGCUGGUGCUGCUGAAUGUCAAGAAAUCUUACGUAAUAUAAAAACUGUGGGUGAGUUGAGGAGUAAAAUAACUAGGCUGUCUACUGACGGAAUCAUUAAAGGCACAAUAUACAAAUAAUCCCCCCCCCCCGUUUUUGGAUUAUUAUUAUUAUUAUUAUAAUCAAGGGGAAGCGCUAAACCCGUAGGAUUAUACAGCGCCUGGGGGGGGGGAAUGUGGAAGGCAUUCAGGCUUAAUUCGGGGAACUGGAGCACAGAUCCAAUUCCCUAAAUCAAGAGCCCCUCACCAACAUCAAGGAACCUUCCCUGAGGGGAACCCGUUUUUGGAGAUAGAAAAAGCGACCGAGACAUCAUCGUAAGCUUUUCUCUCUCCUGUGUUCUGGUUAUUUGUGUAUUGUUCCAGUUACGGUAUUUUUUUUUUUUGUUCAUUAAAGGCAAAUUUUUAUCAUUUUUAAACUUCAGCUUCUGAUGGCCAGUCACCUCAGACUUGUCACUGGCUAAACACAUUGAUUAUUUCACACUUGUUGAUUCACUGUCUAUAUUCUAUUUUUACUGUUUUAAACAUCUUUUUUUUUUUGAGGGGAGAUAUGCAUCGCUUGUGUUGUUAUUUCCAUUCAUUUUUAGUGUUAAAAUGUAUGUAUUUUUUUUUUUUGGCGAAAGACGACACAUUAGAAAGCGUCACUGCACCUUACGUUUAUUUUCAAAGAUUUGUUUAUACAUAAUGCAUAUUUUCCAAGAUAUAACUAUAAUUGAUGUAUAUUUUCCAAUAUUUAUUUAUACAUGAUGUAUAUUUUCUAGGAUUUAAGUAUACAUGAUGUAUAUUUUCCAAGAUUUAGUUAUGCAAAUGUAUAUUUUCCAAUAUUUAAUUAAUUAUAAUUGAUGUAUAUUUUCCAAGAUUUAUUGAUACAUGAUGUAUAUUUUCCAAGAUUUAAUUAUACAUGAUACAUAAUUUCCAAGAUUUCAUUAUAAAUGAUGUAUAUUUUCAAAGAUUUACUUAUCCCUGGAGAUGGUUCGGGGGCGUAUAUGUAUAUAUGUAUAUUUUUCAAAAUUUACUUAUACAUGGUGUAUAUUGUCCAAGUUUUCAUUAUAAUUGAUGUAUAUUUUCAAGAUUUAAAUUAUACAUAAUGUAUAUUUUCCAAGAUUUAAUUGUUCAAGAAAACUGUGUAUGUAUCCUGCACGAGGUACAUUACUUGGUUUAUAUUAAUUGUGAAAGAAGAGAAGGAAAUAUAUUGAAACUUGUGUACCGAGGAUGUUAUUGUUCGUGAUUUUUUCAGUUGACAUCGACUAUCUUUCUCCUCUCUUAAGCAAUGAAUAAAUCUAAAAUAACGUGUGGGAGUGUCAUAUAAGGUGUGGGAGUGUUAUAUAAGGUGUGGGAGUGUCAUAUAAGGUGUGGGAGUGUCAUAUAAGGUGUGGGAGUGUCAUAUAAGGUGUGGGAGUGUCAUAUAAGGUGUGGAGUGUCAUAUAAGGUGUGGGAGUGUCAUAUAAGGUGUGGGAGUGUCAUAUAAGGUGUGGGAGUGUCAUAUAAGGUGUGGGAGUGUCAUAUAAGGUGUGGUAGUGUCAUAUAAGGUGUGGGAGUGUCAUAUAAGGUGUGGGAGUGUCAAAUAAGGCGUGAGUGUCAUAUAACGUGUGGGAGUGUCACAUAAGGUGUGGGAGUGUUAUAUAACGUGUGUGAGUGUCAUAUAAGGUGCGAGUGUUAUAUAACGUGUGGGAGUGGCAUAUAAGGUGUGGGAGUGUCAUAUAACGUGUGGAAGUGUCAAAUAACGUGUGUCAUAUAACGUGUGGGAGUGUCAUAUAAGGUGUGGGAGUGUUAUAUAACGUGUGUGUCAUAUAACGUGUGUGAGUGUCAUAUAACGUGUGAGAGUGUCAUAUAACGUGUGAGAGUGUCAUAUAACGUGUGGGAGUGUCAAAGUGUUGGAACGUCAUAAUGCGUGUUGGAGUGUCAUAUAACGUGUGGGGGUGUUAUAUAACGUGUGGGAGUGGCAUAUAAGGUGUGGGAGUGUCAUAUAACGUGUGGGGGUGUUAUAUAACGUGUUGGAAUGUAAUAAUAUGUGUGGGAGUGUCAGAGUCUGCUUACGUAACACCAUCAUGUAACAUACGUAACACCAUCAUGUAACAUACGUAACACCAUCAUGUAACAUACGUAACACCAUCAUGUAACAUACGUAACACCAUCAUGUAACAUACGUAACACCAUCAUGUAACACACGUAACACCAUCAUGUAACAUACGUAACACCAUCAUGUAACACACGUAACACCAUCAUGUAACACACGUAACACCAUCAUGUAACACACGUAACACCAUCAUGUAACACACGUAACACCAUCAUGUAACACACGUAACACCAUCAUGUAACACACGUAACACC